CCUCCCCUUCCCUUUCCCGUUCCUCCCGGCGGGACGGCGAGGGGCCGAGGGGGCCAUGCGCGGCGGCGAGGAGGCGUCGGGCGGGCGGCGGCGGUAGCGGCCAUGGUUGGCCCCGGGGGGCUGCGGGAGGUGCGGCGGCUGUGCCACUGGGGGCCGCUGGUGGCCCUGUCCGUGGUGAUCGUCUGCUCCGCCACCGCCAUCGCGGACGCCGUGCUGUGGUACUGGCCCCUGGACACGGCCGGGGGGAGCGUCAACUUCAUCAUGCUCCUCAACUGGACCGUCAUGAUUCUCUACAACUAUUUCAACGCCAUGUUUGUCGGCCCCGGGUACGUCCCGCUGGGGUGGACACCGGAAAAAUCUCAGGAUUGCAUGUAUCUCCAGUACUGUAAAGUGUGUCAGUCUUACAAGGCACCACGUUCACACCACUGUCGAAAGUGUAACAGGUGUGUCAUGAAGAUGGAUCACCAUUGUCCUUGGAUCAACAACUGUUGUGGUUACCAGAAUCAUGCAUCUUUCACUUUGUUUCUCCUCUUAGCACCACUAGGAUGCAUUCACGCGUCUUUCAUAUUUGUAAUGACUAUGUACACUCAGCUUUACAACAGAAUAUCUUUUGGGUGGAGUUCUGUAAAAAUUGAUAUGAGUGCAGCCAAAAGAGACCCUCGAACCAUUAUUCCCUUUGGACUGUCUGCAUUUGCUGCAUCUUUAUUUGCCUUAGGUCUGGCGUUAGGAACAACAAUUGCUGUUGGUAUGCUGUUUAUUAUUCAGAUGAAAGUCAUUUUGAAAAACAAAACUUCAAUCGAGUCCUGGAUUGAAGAAAAGGCCAAAGACAGAAUCCAGUACUACCAAACAGAUGAAACCUUUAUUUUUCCAUAUGAUAUGGGAAGUAAAUGGAAAAACUUCAGGCAAGUGUUUACGUGGUCUGGGAUUCCUGAGGGAGAUGGCCUGGACUGGCCAGUGAGAGAAGGCUGUCAUCGAUACAGUUUGACGAUAGAGCAACUGAAACAGAAAGCAGACAAGCGAGUAAGAAGUGUGCGAUAUCGAGCCAUAGAAGAUUACAGUGGUGUCUGCUGCCCUGUGACUAAAGGUGUUAAAACAUUCUUCACAACGCCAUGUACUGAAGAACCUAGAAUUGCACUGAGUAAAGGGGAUCUGAUUUUAGCCACGAGAGGCUUAAAACACUGGAUGUAUGGUGAGAAGAUUCUUAACUCGGCUGGUGAUGGUGGAAUAAGAGAACGAGGCUGGUUCCCUAGGAAAUGUGUGGAAAAAUGCCAGUAUGACUCUGAAACGGAUCAACCAGUGGAUGGAGAGAAGAAAAGCAGAUAGCCUUCUCAUUUUUUUUUUUUUUAAUAAGAAAUGGAGUUUUUUACUUCGGACCAUAAUCCUUUACUUGAAAUUUUCUGUAUAUUACUUUAGACUUAUGCAAUGACUAUGUUGGAGCAAGAUUUUCUUUUCCUCACAGUUGAAAGGGUUGGAUAUGCCUGUGCCAUGGUUUGCAUUCUUUUUUUGACAAUAAAUAACUGAAGAAGCCAUUCAGUGGAUUGCCUUCAAGAUGGAUUUUUCUCAUCCCAAGUCAGGUUUCUUUCUGCUGUUUAAACUGCAUUCUGAGCAGCCAUCUUUUACGGUUUUUUUUCCCACAACUGCAUCUGUUGUGAUGCUUGAUACAUAUCUCUCGUAUUUUACUUUCUUUGAAGCUGCCCCCUGAAAUAUACAGAAUAAAUCUCUAAUUCAAAUUCAAGAUAAGAUUUGUUACCCGUGACUUUUAAUGAUGUGAAUUAUCCACCUCAAAUAAAUAAUAUGUUCAUAUUUA
Phasianus colchicus (ring-necked pheasant) is the source of this 1807-nucleotide messenger RNA. RefSeq names its product zDHHC palmitoyltransferase 6 (gene ZDHHC6). Lineage: Eukaryota; Metazoa; Chordata; Aves; Galliformes; Phasianidae. The record is from RefSeq and is a predicted model, not a curated record. Gene Ontology annotation, molecular function: protein binding; palmitoyltransferase activity.